Molecule: messenger RNA, 738 nt
Organism: Alternaria arbusti
Lineage: Eukaryota; Fungi; Ascomycota; Dothideomycetes; Pleosporales; Pleosporaceae
Exons: 2
Coding region: 1-738 (245 amino acids)
Source: RefSeq, a predicted model, not a curated record
AUGGCGAACGCUUUAAUCAAUGUCGGUGCUCUUGUGGCCACUUUCCUGCCCCUUGCCUACCUCAAAACCAAACAACCGGAUCCCACCAAGCAAACGCAGAUUUCGCUCGGGGUUGGCAGCAAUCCAAAUGCAGGGGGCAGUAUGCCUCACAUAGCUGUGUGGGACGAACAGGGGAACAGGAUAACCCAAUACAAAGGGGAUGAGAACGGCCAUGUAGGUGACAAGAAAGGGACGACUAUUGGGUUUUCUCUCGACAACUACCAGAACGGAGGAGUUCCUGCAAACCCGGCGUACAUAUCGAUUGUUAUGCAUGAGAAUGACGGUAUAUGUCUUGCCGCUGUGGCUGCCUCUGGCGGAAAUGUUCAGUGGGCCUGGACGGGGGACGUUGGAUACACUUGCGGUGCGCAGUGGUACAACAGCAAGUACACAGUUGGAAAUUCCAACCAACCAAUUCGGUGUGUAUGGCUCGACGCAAACCACGACAACGGAAUUAUUGCCAAGGGUGUAACCCUUCAUAUUCGAGAUUUUAGCGGCGAGGCAGGAUUGCUAGCCCAAUACAACGAAGACGAAGGACGCCUCUGCCAGAACUCAGCGCGGAUGACAUUCCAUCCCGACAUCCUACCUGACUCUAUACCCCCAUUCUUCAACCCACCGCUAGAGUACCAAAGAGAAACGAACUCUGACGACCCAAGCUUCGAAGACGACAAGCAUCAACGCUUCACGGCCGAAGAGCGCUAA